Trichechus manatus latirostris (Florida manatee) is the source of this 1680-nucleotide messenger RNA. RefSeq names its product penta-EF-hand domain containing 1 (gene PEF1). Gene Ontology annotation, biological process: COPII vesicle coat assembly. Bases 19 to 876 code for a protein of 285 amino acids. The record is from RefSeq and is a predicted model, not a curated record. Gene Ontology annotation, molecular function: calcium ion binding. Lineage: Eukaryota; Metazoa; Chordata; Mammalia; Sirenia; Trichechidae. The transcript is spliced from 5 exons.
UGUGACAUCAGAGUCGCCAUGUCCAGCUAUCCGUACGGGCAGGGCUGCCCAGGAGCUGCAGGACAAGCACCCGGAGCCCCUCCGGGUAGCUACUACCCUAGGCCCCCCCACGGUGGAGGGCAGUAUGGAAGCGGGGUACCCCCUGGUGGCGGUUAUGGGGGUCCUGCACCUGGGGGGCCUUAUGGACCACCAGCUGGUGGAGGACCCUAUGGACCUGGGGGACUGACCUCUGGAACUCCAGGAGGACCUUAUGGUGGUGCAGCCCCGGGGAGCCCUUAUGGUCAGCCACCUCCAAACUCCUACAGUGCCCAGCAGCCUGGGCCUUAUGGGCAGGGACCUCCUCCAGGUGGCGCCCCACCCAGUGUGGAUCCUGAGGCCUACUCCUGGUUCCAGUCAGUGGACUCGGAUCACAGUGGUUACAUCUCCAUCAAGGAGCUGAAGCAGGCUCUGGUCAACUCCAACUGGUCCUCGUUCAAUGAUGAGACAUGCCUCAUGAUGAUAAAUAUGUUUGACAAGACCAAGUCAGGCCGCAUCGAUGUCUAUGGUUUCUCUGCACUAUGGAAAUUCAUCCAGCAGUGGAAAAACCUCUUCCAGCAGUAUGACCGGGACCACUCGGGCUCCAUCAGCUACACGGAGCUGCAGCAAGCUCUGUCCCAAAUGGGCUACAACCUGAGCCCCCAGUUCACCCAGCUCCUGGUCUCCCGCUACGGUCCACGCUCCGCCAAUCCCUCCAUGCAGCUGGACCGCUUCAUCCAGGUGUGCACCCAGCUGCAGGUGCUGACUGAGGCCUUCAGGGAGAAGGACACAGCUGUACAGGGCAACAUUCGGCUCAGCUUCGAAGACUUCGUCACCAUGACAGCCUCUCGGAUGCUGUGACCCCGCCCAUCUAUAGAGUGGUGUGCAUUGGGGACCUUUCUUGGCUUGUGAGAGUGGGAGAAGCAUGUGGGCCUCUCUCCUUUUCCUGCCCUUCCUAGAAAAAGAUUUUCCCUUACCUGCUGCAGCACUGUUCCCAGAGAAGCUUGGGAGUCCUGCGUCGUAGCCAUCAAAUAGUGGGGCCUGGGCUGAGGCCACACAGGUAGGAGUGAGACAUGAGGAGAGGACUAGACAUCGAAUGUCCUUACAGCCCUGAGCACCUAAGUGACACAGCCUUGUACCAGGAGCAGGAGAGAUCGGUCAUUGCAGUGGGUUUAGGGUCCAGGCCUCUAGCUUUCGCUUCUCUGCCCUGACACCAGUGGGAAGUGCUCAUCACACUCUUAGCACCUGUGUUCCCUCACCUAUGUUGUCCUGUCAGAUGAACCCAGUUUCUCCAAACUGGAAUCUGACCAAGCAUGAGAGAGAUUUGCCCACCGCACCAGUGUGUUUGACCUCACCACCACCGCUGCCCACACCCACAAGUCCUGUGUGUUAACUUCUAGCUGCCUGGAGGCUGUCCCUGCCUGGGGAACUUGGACAGUGUGCUCCCUGGGUAUCUUUGGCCAGGCUACUGCUCUCCCAGCUUGCAUUUUCACUUGCCUGCCAUGCUCUGCUUGGCUUUAGUCCCCAGGGGACAGUUGCCACCUCCCACAGCCAAUGUUUUUAUUUUUUUUUUAUUUGCCGUUUUUUCAUUUGGGGCCAAAAGUCUAGUGAAACUGUAAGCUUCAAUAAAAGAAUGACACUCUGGAGUUCUGCGUUUUCCGUCAU